This is a messenger RNA of Botrytis cinerea B05.10, 1310 nucleotides long. RefSeq lists its product as hypothetical. Bases 132 to 722 code for a protein of 196 amino acids. The record is from RefSeq and is a predicted model, not a curated record. NCBI's taxonomy places the organism in Eukaryota, Fungi, Ascomycota, Leotiomycetes, Helotiales, Sclerotiniaceae. The transcript has a single exon.
GACAUCCUUCAAUAUUCAUUCUACACAUCAAGCCUCAACAAAUCGAAAUUGUAUAGGGUGCGAAACAGCAUAUACCAAACCGCAAUACUAGAUCCAAAUCAAUCUUCCACCCCCAACCCCCAUAUCUCAGCAUGGCUUAUCGGAAUAAUGGUUCCCAGAGUAUGCGCCCAGGAAUGGCACCUCAAAAUCACAGACACGAAGUUAUCGAUGUCAAAGAUUUGAUAAGAAAAGGAGGAGGAGUUCCACAUCCCGGAAUUAAUGAUGUACUCACUCUAACGAGAUUUCUUGAAAGAACAAUUAAUGUGUCUAGUGGUGCUCUUGAUACUGCGCUUGGUCGUAAGCGUACCGCACUUGACCGGUUACGUGAUCGUUCCGCUUUCCCAGACAGCUACACUUUCCCACGCCACUACGGGUGUCUCCAGCCUCAUCCACCAGCGGGCAGUCAUUAUCGCGCCACAGAAGUAGACCUCACAUGGCUCUUCUCAAUCUUCAACGCCAUUUUUUUCAUGAGUGCACUUCCAUCCAACACCAUGGUUUUUCAGGGAGACAGUUCAAUCUCCAAUCUUGGGCACAGGGUUCAUCUCCCCGAAAGAACCUUGUUGGUUGCUGCCUAUGCUUUUGUCGCAAAUGUUUCUGCAGAUUUUGUCAAGAGGGACGAUCGACAAUUCCUGCCUCCCACAAUCAACGUCAUUUCUAGCCACCUUGAUCAUUCGGGCGUUUAGCAGCUAGUGCCUUGGGAAGAUCAAGUCGGUAGUCUCUUGGGAUCAAUGAUUGAUCUAUUUAUACAAUACUACAGUUGUAGAAAAGAUCGAUGCUGGAGUGAUAAAUUUACUCAUGGCAAGAUGCAUAGAGGCGAAGCGUGGCAAAUUAUUGCAUAUCGUUUCGAAACAUCGUCCACGAUGAGAUCCACAGAAAGAGCACUUGGAAGCCCUAUCAAUUUGAGAAGGAAGGAAGAUUAUGAAUGGGAAUUGAGCCAUUGGGAUUUGGGAGAGCUUAACAAACUUGAGAAUCUGUUACUCCGUCGCGCGAUUGAGACGUGGGGCUGGGCACCAGAUAGUCAACUGACAUAUGUCAAAGCUGCCCAAGAGAAGAAGGAGAAUGAAGCUAGGAUUAGGUACCAAGAGAGGGCUCUGAUUGAGCUCGAUUGGUUUCUGGAUAGACAUGAGAGUCGGGCUAUGAAUGAGCCCAUUCGUUCUCGUUCUGAAAUAACAGGACCUCGUUUUGAAAUGAGAGUAUCUCCCUCUGGGGUGGGGGGAUAUCGUCUUGAGGGAAUAUCUGAAGAGAGAGAACCUCGUUCUAGAGCAGCUACA